GACCAGCGAGUCGCUGCACAAGCAUUUUUACAGAAUUCUUCAUAUGGCAACAAUUUUAUCUGUCAAAAGUGUCAAACAACUGUCAAAAUGUUGACAGCUUCUGUUACCAAACAAUAUUGAUAUUUGUGUCACAUUUAUGUGAGUUUUUAUUUGCAAACAUAUGUUUGACCAGCGAGUCGCUGCACAAGCGUUUUUAGAGAAUUCUAUAUAUGGCAAUAAUUUUAGCUGUCAAAAGUGUCAAAAAUAUUGUCAAACGAGUUUACACAUAACCUAGAUUCUCAAAUUCUCAUGUUAGUUCAUUCGUUACGGAAGUUUAUAGUUUAUAUCGUAUUAUAAUGGCUAAACCGAUUAGAAGCAGUGUGAGGAGCAUGUUAUUUACGAUAAUCUGUAACUAUAAUCAAGUUCGACACGACGAAAAUGAGAGAUUACUAGAAAAGAAGCGAAUAUUGGACGAAAUCAUUCAGGCGACCGGUAAGUCAUUAUCAAACAAUGUUGAUGCUUCUUGUACCAAAUUUAAUUUACGAGAUAGGAACAUUUGUUUGUAUUACUAAACUUAUGAUUUAUUUAUAUUACAGCGGGCGUAGAUGACGAAAAUGUUAGAGAAACUAUUCAAAAGCUAACAAGCGAACUGAAGAAUGUUAUUGAUAAUAACGCAUCAGAAUCAAGUUAUUUAGAGAAAGUGUCUACUAUGACAGGUGCAAGCAUUCGUACACUACGCACAAUUAAAAAAGAGGGUUCUAUUAACCAAGGCCAAUGGAAUACGCCAGGGAAAAAACGACCCCGGCCACCAACUGUGUCAAAUUUAGACAAUUUUGAUGUGUCAGCCAUCCGUAAUAAAAUUAAUGAGUUUUAUUGCGUCAAAAAGCAGGUACCUACUCUAAGAGCCUUACAUGCGGAUUUGAAAGAAUCUAUAGGAUUCUCAGGAUGUUGUGAAACACUGAGGAAAAUACUACACGAGAACGGAUUUGAGUUUAAAAAAAAUAAAGAAGAGCGCUCCAUCCUCAUGGAAAAGUUUGAAAUAUCUGGGUGGAGGCAAAGGUUUCUUAGAGCUAUACAUAAAAAACGGGAAGAAGGAAAAAAUAUUGUGUAUCUUGAUGAGACAUAUGUCCAUCAAAAUUACAGACCGAAGAAGUCAUGGCAAGGGCCUUCAACUUCCGGUUUAGUUGAAAAAAUUUCCUCGGGUAAGCGGCAUAUUAUAGUGCAUGCUGGAUCAGAGCAAGGAUUUGUGCCCAAUGCUUUGCUUGUUUUUAGCACAAAAUCCAAAGCAGCUGACUAUCAUGAUGACAUGAACAGUUCUAAUUUUUUAAAGUGGCUACGAGAAAUGUUAAUCCCAAAUUUGACUGAGCCCAGUGUAAUUGUUAUGGACAAUGCCAGUUACCAUGUAACACAAAUAAAUAAGCCUCCAACCAUGCACAGCUUAAAGGCUGAUAUUCAAAAAUGGCUAAGGGAAAAUAAUAUCCCAUAUGAAGAGUGUUUCAAAAAGGAGGAAUUGAUGUGCCUCGUUGAGGAAAAUAAAAUUAGUCCCAUAUAUGCAGCAGAGGAGUUAUUGAAGCAGCAUGGGCAUGAGGUCCUUAAAUUGCCUCCAUACCAUUGCGAUCUAAACGCUAUUGAGUUGAUAUGGAGCCUCACAAAGCGAAAAAUAGCCAGCAGAAAUGUGGGGCUACCGGGUUCAGAUACGGAAAACUUGAUCCGAGAAUGUUUUGCAAUGAUUACCCCGGAAGAUUGGAAAAAAAGUACAGACCAUGUAAUAAAUGUGGAACGAAAAUACAAGUCUAAGGACAACAUUACAGACACUGAACUAGCUCCAUUCAUAAUAGAAGUUCGGGAAAGUGACAAUGACAGUGAUAGUUCUCUGUCAGGAAUUGAAUUUCUUGAAUCCGAUUUCGAUUAUGAUUCUUAAAUAAAUAGGCACCUUCUUUAUAAACUAACAAUAUUAAAAGUAGAUUGAAACUAAA
Messenger RNA from Cydia fagiglandana, 1955 nucleotides. RefSeq lists its product as uncharacterized. NCBI's taxonomy places the organism in Eukaryota, Metazoa, Arthropoda, Insecta, Lepidoptera, Tortricidae. Bases 689 to 1900 code for a protein of 403 amino acids. Gene Ontology annotation, molecular function: nucleic acid binding. The record is from RefSeq and is a predicted model, not a curated record. The transcript has 2 exons.